Fusarium tjaetaba is the source of this 1431-nucleotide messenger RNA. RefSeq names its product cutinase. The transcript has 4 exons. The record is from RefSeq and is a predicted model, not a curated record. Gene Ontology annotation, molecular function: hydrolase activity. Lineage: Eukaryota; Fungi; Ascomycota; Sordariomycetes; Hypocreales; Nectriaceae. The coding region runs from base 1 to 1431 and encodes 476 amino acids.
AUGCUUUCCCAAAUCAUCACCUUCCUCGCCCUCACAGGCAUCGCAACCGCAGCUCCCAACCCCAGAGCCGCAAAGUGCACAUCCUACACAAUAAUCAACACCCGCGGCACCGGCGAACUCCAAGGCCCCUCCGCUGGCUUCCGCACUAUGAACUCCCAAAUCACAUCCCAACUCCCCGGCGGCAAGAUCUACAACACCGUAUACCCCGCAGGCUACGACCAAAACUCGGCGUCAGGCACACAAGACAUCAUCCGCGAGGUCAAGAGCGUUCUGGCGAGUAACCCUAGUGAAUGCUUCAUUCUGGAGGGAUACUCCCAGGGCGCAGCGGCGACGGUGAAUGCGCUGUCGCAGUUGACUGGUAGUGCGGGUGAUGCAGUGAAGGGAGUGUUUUUGAUUGGGGAUCCGUUGCAUAGGAGUGGGUUGGCGUGUAAUGUUGAUAAUAAUGGGGGGACGACCACGAGGAAUGUUAAUGGGCUUCAGGUUCUUGCGGGAGGGAGUGUUCCGCAGAACUGGAUCUCUCGCACGCUUGAUGUUUGUAUCUUUGGUGAUGGAGUUUGUGAUACGACGCAUGGCUAUGGAAUCAACGCUCAGCACCUUCAGUAUCCGAAUGAUGCGGCGACUCAGAAGCUUGGAACGAACUUUGUUGUCAAACAGUUGAGUGGUCUCAUUGUGUCUCACCAAGAUAUCUGCCCUGCUCUUCAUCACAAACCAUCCAAAACCUCUGCCUUCCGACCGCUGGAAUCACUAAACCAAGAGGCUGCUCCAAAUACCGCCUCCGUCAUCAUGCCACCAAAACCACUAAAAGGAGGUGAAACCGUGGGCAGCAUCCUCGUCGGCGGCACACUCUACGCCAUCGCGGUGUCAGGCCUGGCAAGUCUACUUGAGAACACAAACGACAACAAAAAAGAGAGUAAAGAAGAGCCCAAGCCAGCAGAGCCCAAGAAAGCAGAGCGAAACUGGUUCCAAAGACAGUUAAAGGAACCCGGCUACUACAUGAAACAAGUUGAAGAGCAAUUCAAGGAGGUCAACGAUGAGAUGAAUGCUAAGAGGAAAGCAGAUCCACCAAAACAUUAUAAUACGAUUUUUGAAUUAAAUCCCUACGUGCUAGGCCGACAGUUGCAGCGAUUCCGCCGAGGCAACCCAGAUGACACCCGAGUCAUCUGGACCGAAUAUGAUCUCUACUACUUCACCCUCUGCACACUAUCAGCUUCCGAAGAGGGAUAUCCUCUUGAAUGGCGAUACGAUGCGGUACGUUUACGAUCCAGCCGCGCUCAGUGGAGGACUCUAAUGGCGGACCGACAUCCGUAUGAUGAUGUCAUGGAAGAGUGGCUUUCGAACUGGCGACAGCCAAUCAUUGAGAAGUGGCGUCAAGAGCGGGCUGCGAGUGAGAGGCGGUUUUGGAAGCGGUUCUGGGGUCCUUUUUCGAGGUGA